AUGCACGCGAUCGUCGCGCCGCUGCCGGACAAGCUGCGCGCCGCGUCGCACGGACGCGCUGUGGCGGGCAUGAUCGGCAUGGAGCUGCUGUGGGGCAACGACUUGGUGGUGGACGUCCCGGGGGGGAGUCUGCAGUUGCUGCCCGCGGGAGAGGGCACGUCGCUGGCGGAGGCGACGUGGCCUCCGAUGACGGCGAUCCCGCUCGCGGUGCUGCCGUCGCGAGUGCUCGGCAUCGGGGCGAGCUGUGGGCGGGUGAUGAUGGACUCCGGGGGGGGGGUGUUGUCCCGGUCGGACGGGAAAGCUUGUGGGGUGGUGUCGGCCGACCAGGGCGCGCGGGUGUUCCCGGCGGUGCUGGACACGGGCGCAACGAUGACGUUCGUGAACACGCCCGCCGCGGCGGUCACGGGGCUCGUGCCUGCCGACGCGAAGCAGGCGCAGGAGGCGCUCGCAGCGAUGGCGCGCGGCCCGCUGGAGGCGGUCGCGGCGGUCGGCGUGGACGGGCGGGCGAGCGGCAUCAUGCCGCGGACAGUCGCGCAGGUCGCGCUGUGCGGCAAGCUGGCUUCGGAGACGACAGUUCACAGCUUGGUGUUCGACCCCGUGCCGGUGGCGAUCGGGCCGGUGCCGGCGCUGCGGCUGGUGCUCGCGGCCGGAGACGCGAAGGAGCCGUACUUGGGCCCCGGCGGACUGAUCGGAAUGGACGUUCUGAGUCAGCGGCGGUGGAUUUUGUGCGCAGCACGGCGCCGGCUCUACGUGGCGUGCUGA
Pedinophyceae sp. YPF-701 is the source of this 762-nucleotide messenger RNA. The record is from the annotation of a GenBank genome assembly. Lineage: Eukaryota; Viridiplantae; Chlorophyta; Pedinophyceae.